UGGGAAAUUUUUUUCUCAUCCACACGUUUAUAAAUUCCUCAGUCAACGUAAAUGUUAUCGAUAUUUCAACGACGGAGAACGACGGUACGGGAUGUUCGGUGUACGCGACUGACAUGCAAUUGACUCGACGUGUCGUGUCGCGCGUUGCGAACGAAUGUAGGUUUGACGUUUGACGAAGUGACGGCGGAAUCUACCCAAUCCAUCGUCCAUCACGGACUUCCUUGAUCGACAUCAUCGUGCGACGUAUCCAAUGGCGGUAUUUUGCUGCUCUGGUAAAGCUGCGCGAGGACGCGGCCGUGUAACGGUAGCACGUCGUUACUGGCGGUCAUGUAACGAUCCCGGACACGUCGUCCAGGGAGCACCGAGUCCGAAAAUCUAAAUGUCAGAAUAUCCGCUGAUCAAAUACGGAAUAUCCCGUUCUCUGACGAAGCUAAGAAUGCGUCGUCGUUAAACGCACCGCGCCGCUGCUGAUAAUUGCCGUACGUUUAUUUGCAACGUCCACGAAGAUGGGCUUUUCCACGAGCCUGCAGGGCCAGGCAUCGCACGAGGCGCUACUGGCUCGCCAGGAUGCCGAGAUCAAGCUUCUGGAGACGAUGCGAAGAUGCCUUACAAUGAAGGUCAAGUCCGAUAGAGAAUACGCUUCUACUGUUUCCUCGCUUAUCGUCCAAGGGAAGAAAAUUGAGCGCAGCGAAGAUCUUGUUGGCAGUCUCAUAGUGCAGAGCUGGAGAGACAUUAUGGACUCUAUCGAUCAGACAGCUAAAUUGAUUAAACAACAGGCAGACAAUAUUGAAAAUGUUGUGGAUCAGUUGAAUACAUUGUAUUCGGAAAGGAGAAGGGCCAGAAAGCUUUAUCAAGAGGAGCAGGCCUGGCUGACUAAUCAGUUUCAACAGUUGACAGAUGAUGUAACUAAGAAAAAACUAGAGUAUCAAAAGAAUCUGGAAAUGUAUAAGUCAAUGAGGUCGCGAUUUGAAGAAUAUUAUGUCAAGUCUGGCCGGGGUGGUCGCAAAUUAGAUGAAGUAAGGGAAAAAUAUCAAAAGGCAUGCAGGAAACUUCAUCUAACGCACAAUGAAUACGUAUUAUUACUAGGUGCUGUGACAGAAUGCGAACAUGAUUUAAGAACCUGUUAUUUGCCAAGUUUGCUUCAUCGGCAACAAGCUAUUCACCAAGAAUUUAUAACUUCGUGGAAAGGAGUACUUCAGGAUAUUGUAAGAUACUCGGAUUUUACAACAGAGAAAUUUCUGGAGAUCCAUGUACGAGUGCAAAAGAUAGUUGACAGUAUUAAGCCUAUCGAAGAGUAUAGAGAUUUUAUUGGAAAGCAUAAAACUAGGCCAGCAUCUCCAAUCAGAUUCACGUUUGACGAGAAUCUUGUGGAUGAUACCUCAGGGAAAUUAUUGCCAAAUAAGUUGACUGUAGAUAAUCUAACUAUAGAUUGGUUGAGAACUCGUCUUACGGAACUCGAAGCUUCUCUCAAGACCACACAACAAAAUCGACAGAGUCCUCAAUUUUUGCAAGAAAAUAAUAGUGAUUCUAAGAUUUUAGUUUUGGACUAUUCUCGCGAAAGGGAAGAACUGAAAUUACGUUGUCAGGAGAAAAAAUUACAAAGACAGGUGGAAGCCAUUAGGAGUGCGCUUAAUGAAUUAGGCUGUGAAGAAUUACCUCCGGGUUGCGACCUCUCUGUAGAAGGUUCUUUCACUGAUUCACCUACAAUUAAUAAAAGAAAGAGAGUUGUAGACAGUGGUCUGUUCACAUUAAGGAGAAAUCAACGAUUUAUGACAAUAUUAAAAUCACCUUUUAAAUCCUUGCCAGCAAUUAAUGAUUCAAAAAACGGACUAAUUAGGGCAAAUAGCGAAGGGCCUACAGCCAAAGCAGACAAUAAUAUCCCCCCUGUUGUACCGUCGCAUUUAAUUAACAACCAAAAAAAUAACGGCGAUCUUAUAGAGGAGGAAUGGUUUCACGGAGUGCUACCGAGAGAAGAAGUCGUAAGAUUACUUGUUAACGAAGGAGACUUUUUAGUACGCGAAACAAUGAGAAAUGAUGAAUGUCAGAUAGUUUUAUCCGUUUGUUGGGACGGGCACAAGCAUUUUAUCGUACAAACUACAGAGGGUCACUAUAGAUUUGAAGGACCCACAUUUCCAUCUAUUCAAGAACUAAUCAGGCAUCAGUGGCUAUCCGGCUUGCCGGUGACUAGUCGAUCUGGUGCUAUUCUUAAAACGCCAAUAUUGCGCGAGCGAUGGGAGCUUAAUAACGAUGAUGUCAUCCUUUUGGAGAAAAUAGGUCGAGGAAAUUUUGGGGAUGUUUACAAGGCGCAACUGAAGACUUGUAAGACUGAAGUAGCCGUGAAAACGUGCAAAAUAACGUUACCGGACGAACAGAAACGCAAAUUUUUGCAAGAAGGAAGAAUAUUGAAGCAAUAUGAUCAUCCGAACAUAGUCAAAUUGAUUGGUAUCUGCGUUCAAAAACAGCCGAUUAUGAUCGUGAUGGAACUGGUGCCUGGUGGUUCGUUACUUACGCAUUUACGGAAGAAUGCCAGUACAAUAACCCAGCGGGAGCAAUUGCGUAUGUGCAAGGAUGCUGCAGCUGGCAUGAGCUACUUAGAAUCUAAGUAUUGCAUUCAUAGAGAUUUAGCCGCUCGCAAUUGUCUCGUAGGUAAAUAAAAAUUAUAUUUAAAUCAUU
Formica exsecta is the source of this 2673-nucleotide messenger RNA. Its product is annotated as tyrosine-protein kinase Fer-like. Gene Ontology annotation, molecular function: non-membrane spanning protein tyrosine kinase activity; ATP binding. The transcript is spliced from 13 exons. The record is from RefSeq and is a predicted model, not a curated record. NCBI's taxonomy places the organism in Eukaryota, Metazoa, Arthropoda, Insecta, Hymenoptera, Formicidae. Bases 507 to 2654 code for a protein of 715 amino acids. Gene Ontology annotation, biological process: peptidyl-tyrosine phosphorylation.